Molecule: messenger RNA, 952 nt
Organism: Catharus ustulatus (Swainson's thrush)
Lineage: Eukaryota; Metazoa; Chordata; Aves; Passeriformes; Turdidae
Product: erythroblast NAD(P)(+)--arginine ADP-ribosyltransferase-like
Exons: 2
Coding region: 1-792 (263 amino acids)
Molecular function (GO): NAD+ poly-ADP-ribosyltransferase activity; NAD+-protein-arginine ADP-ribosyltransferase activity
Source: RefSeq, a predicted model, not a curated record
AUGGCCGUGGCCACCGUGGCCAUCAAAGUGGUGCCCCUGGACAUGGCCCCGAAGUCCUUUGAUGACCAGUACCUGACCUGUGCCAAUAACAUGGUCAAGAGACUGCCAGAACUCAACAGGACUGAGUUCCGCCAGAAUGCUGAGUAUGCCCAGAUCUGGCCUAAGGCCAGGGCCAAGUGGCGGGCACGGGGGAGCCCCAUGGGCCCUCUGAGCCAGGACGAGGCCAUCGCCGUCAUGAUCUACACCAUGAAAGACUUGUACAGUAAGUUCAACGCGGCUGUGCGCGAGGCCGGGAGCUCCCGCCAGCAAUACCGGAAAAACUUCCACUUCAAAACGCUGCAUUUCCUGCUCACCCGGGCCCUGCAGAAGCUCAGAGUCCCCAACAAGUGCCAGGAUGUGUUCAGGGGGGUGAGGGAUUACCAGUUCAAGGUGAAGAAAGGUGCCAAAGUUCGCUUUGGUUACUUCGCAUCUACAUCGCCGAGCCGCACAGUCUCGGAGAAGUUCGGCAGGGACACGAUGUUCCGCGUGCACACGUGCCACGGCACAGACAUCCAGAAAUUCGCCUACGAUCCCAGCCUGAGGGAGGUGCUGAUCCCGCCCUUCGAGACCUUCAAGGUCACCGAUGUCACUUGGGAAGGGAGCACAAUGCGCAUUGGGCUGCGCUCCAUCGGGAACUCCAGCAACUACAACUGCGAGUGGCUGCGAGGUGGGUCCCUCCCCAGGACCUCCCCCCACCUCUGGGGGCUUCUCCUGGCCACUGUGACCAUGGCAGUGGUCACUGGAAGCCCCUGAGCCACGAGACCACCAAGACCACAGUGACCCUGGAGACACAUCCCCAUGGAGGGGUUUGGGAGCGGCAAUGGCACGGCCACCUCCUAAAGCUCCUUGGCUACCUCGCCUGAUGGAUCCAAAAACUGCUGCUUGCUCACCUGGCCUAUCAAAAGUUUAUCAA